Messenger RNA from Cyphellophora attinorum, 1581 nucleotides. Its product is annotated as putative T-complex protein 1 subunit beta. Gene Ontology annotation, biological process: protein folding. Bases 1 to 1581 code for a protein of 526 amino acids. The transcript has a single exon. NCBI's taxonomy places the organism in Eukaryota, Fungi, Ascomycota, Eurotiomycetes, Chaetothyriales, Cyphellophoraceae. Gene Ontology annotation, cellular component: cytosol; chaperonin-containing T-complex. Gene Ontology annotation, molecular function: ATP hydrolysis activity; ATP binding; ATP-dependent protein folding chaperone. The record is from RefSeq and is a predicted model, not a curated record.
AUGGCUACCCAGAUCUUUGCCGACGAUGUGCAAGAAGAGAAAGGCGAGAAUGCUCGCCUGUCAGCCUUUGUCGGCGCCAUUGCUGUCGGCGACCUGGUCAAAUCAACGCUGGGCCCCAAAGGCAUGGACAAGAUCCUCCAGUCAGCAUCAACAGGCGAAAUUGUGGUCACAAACGACGGCGCAACCAUAUUAAAGUCGAUAGCACUCGACAAUGCUGCCGCCAAAGUAUUAGUCAACAUCUCCAAAGUCCAGGACGACGAGGUGGGUGAUGGCACAACGUCAGUCACUGUCCUCGCCGCCGAGCUCCUUCGCGAAGCCGAGCAAUUAGUUGCAAAGAAGAUCCAUCCUCAGACAAUCAUUGACGGCUACCGUCUUGCGUCACACGCCGCCCUCAAAGCCCUCGAAUCUAUAGCCACAGACAACUCAAAAGACCCAAAAGCCCUCAAGAAAGACCUCCAGGCUAUCGCUCGUACAACCCUCUCAAGUAAAGUCCUUGCUCAAGACCGCGAUCAGUUCUCCGCGCUGGCCACCGAAGCCAUCCUCCGACUAAGAGGCAGCACCGACCUCAACCACAUCCAGAUCAUCAAGAAGCCUGGCGGCAAGCUGUCAGACUCAUACCUUGACGAGGGCUUCAUCCUCGAUAAGCGGAUCUCGACUGGCUCCCCAAAGCAUCUCAAAGACGCCAAGAUCAUGAUCGCCAACACUUCAAUGGACACAGACAAAGUCAAAAUCUUUGGUGCACGCGUCAAGGUCGACUCAACAUCAAAAUUAGCUGAGCUGGAAAAGGCAGAACGAGAAAAGAUGCGCGAGAAGGUCAACCGGAUCAAGGCGCACGGCAUCAACUGCUUCAUCAAUCGACAGCUGAUCUACAACUGGCCCGAACAACUCUUCGCUGAGGCAGGCAUCAUGUCGAUCGAGCACGCCGAUUUCGACGGCAUUGAGCGACUUGCAUUAGUGACUGGCGGCGAGAUUGCUUCCACCUUCGAACAUCCAGACCUUGUCAAGCUCGGCUCAUGUACCGAGAUCUCCGAAGUUAUCAUCGGAGAAGACACCCUGAUCAAGUUUUCCGGAGUUGCAGCUGGCCAAGCCUGCACAAUCGUCCUCCGUGGUGCCACAGAACAACUACUCGACGAGGCCGAGCGCUCAUUACACGAUGCCUUGGCUGUCCUCUCACAGACCGUCAAGGACCCACGGACAACCCUAGGAGGCGGCUGCGCGGAAAUGGUCAUGUCCCACGCCGUCGAAGACGUCGCCCGCGAAACACCUGGCAAGAAGCGGAUCGCAGUCGACUCGUUCGCGACAGCGCUACGCCAGCUACCAACCAUUCUUGCUGACAACGCUGGCCUUGACUCAUCAGCACUGGUCUCAGAGCUACGGACAGCGAUCAACUCAGGCGAGAAGAACUCUGGCCUCGAUCUACUCACUCCGGGCGGCGGCAUCACAGAUAUGCGGGAGUUGGGCGUGGUGGAAAGCUAUAAGCUGAAACGUGCGGUGGUCAGCUCGGCGAGCGAGGCGGCAGAACUACUCCUGAGAGUGGAUAACAUCAUACGAUCUGCGCCCAGGAGACGAGACCGGAUGUGA